Diachasma alloeum is the source of this 651-nucleotide messenger RNA. RefSeq names its product prefoldin subunit 4 (gene Pfdn4). The coding region runs from base 109 to 522 and encodes 137 amino acids. The transcript has 4 exons. The record is from RefSeq and is a predicted model, not a curated record. Gene Ontology annotation, cellular component: prefoldin complex; cytoplasm. Lineage: Eukaryota; Metazoa; Arthropoda; Insecta; Hymenoptera; Braconidae. Gene Ontology annotation, biological process: protein folding.
CUCCCUCUCGCAGGUACUUCUGGAACUCUCAAACGUGCCAGAAACACCGAAGUUUUCGUCCACUAUUCCCUGACAAUCACCCCAAAAACGUUAAAUUAAUUCGGAAAAAUGGCAGGAGGAACAAAAGCCCAGGGAGCUUUCCAGCCGGACUCUGACAUUCAUAUUUCCUACGAGGAUCAACAGAAAAUAAAUAGAUUCGCGAAGCAGAAUGCACAGAUGGACGACUUGAAGGAGGAACUGAAGAUUAGACAGAAUGAUUUGAAAAAUCUGGAGGAUGCCUGCGAUGAACUCGCGCUCAUGGACGACGAUGCCAAGAUCCCGUACAGAAUUGGAGAUCUUUUUGUCAACCAGGACCUCGAAAAAACACAGAAAUGCUUGGAGGAGGCGAAAGAGAAGAAACUCUCCGAAAUCUCGGAACUGGAGACCAAGUGCUCCAACCUGAAGACAAUAAUGACAGAUCUGAAGGCGCAGCUCUACGCGAAAUUCGGUAGUCACAUCAAUCUAGAGACUGAUGAGGACUGAAUUUCAAUUCAAAAAGAAUAAUCAAAACGCUUACUUUCAUCUACGAUAAACCUCUGCGAUCAUAUUCUUCAUGUUACUAUCAGAUAUCAAAUAUUUCAAUAAAAUUUUAUAUGCUAGAAGUACAUGUAA